CCGCCCCCUCCCCGGCGAUGAAGGCGAGCCCCGUGGCGAGCGCCGCGGCGGCGGCGGGGCCGGGGCAGGCGGCGGGGGGACCCGCGGGGGCGCCGCGGGAGCCCGAUGCGCGCUGGAGGGAGAAGGGAGAAGCGGAGGCGGAGAGGCAGCGCACCCGGGAGCGGCUGGAGGCCACGCUGGCCGGGCUGGGCGAGCUGGAGUACCUGAGACAGAGGCAGGAGCUGCUGGUGAAGAGCCUCCUGCUGCGGCGGCCGGCGGGAGCGGGGCCCGGGGCGCAGGGCGGCCGCGGGGAGCCGCAGGGAGAGGGGCCGCCGCCGCGCAGCCUGGAGGAGAAGUUCCUGGAGGAGAACAUCCUCCUCCUGAGGAGGCAGCUGAACUGCUUGAGGAGGAGGGACGCUGGGUUAUUAAAUCAGCUGCAAGAGCUGGAUAAGCAAAUAAGUGAUCUCCGCCUGGAUGUGGAAAAAACGACAGAUGAACACCUGGAGACAGACAGUCGUCCAAGUUCAGGGUUUUAUGAGCUGAGUGAUGGAGCUUCUGGAUCGCUUUCCAAUUCAUCUAACUCUGUCUUCAGUGAGUGUUUAUCCAGUUGCCAUUCUAGCACUUGCUUUUGCAGCCCUUUGGAGGCAACACUGAAUAUCUCAGAUGGACGCCCUAAAUCUGCAGAUCUCAUAGGCUGGAUGGACUAUAAUAAGGAAGGCCAGCAUGAGGACCAGACCGCAGGCUCUGUCUGUCGCUCUUUAUCCACACCGCACUCAAAUUCCCUCGAUGUCGUUGCAGAUGUUCAUCCCAAGUACCAGUGCGAUCUGGUGUCUAAAAACGGGAACGACAUCUACCGCUACCCCAGCCCGCUCCACGCCGUGGCUGUGCAGAGCCCCAUGUUCCUUCUCCCCGUGACUGAGAACCCCCAGCGAGAAGAGGAGAGGCUCGCUUGCGAUAUGAGCGACGUUUGCACCCCUUCCGAAACGGACUCGGGACAAUCCGCCAACGCCUUCCCCCCGCAGAGCUCCUGGCCGGCUCCGUGCCCUUCCGCCAGCAAGAGGAUAGACAGCUACAUCUUAAGCCUGGUUCAGAAAAAGACUCACGCAGUAAGGACUAACAAACCCCGGACGAGUCUCAACGCCGAUGCCACCAAAGGGAUCUUGAGGCACGGCAGCAUGUGCGUCCGGCCGCCGGCAGCAAUGGUGGCCCACGGCAACGUGGUCAACCUGAAGAGCUCCAAGCCGGUGUGUUUGCCUCCCGGUGGGGCGCCCGCUCCGGACCACACGGCUCCCUCCCCGUUAAAGCAGAGGCCGAGGGAGCCGGCUGGGGAGCAGCUGGAGAGUAGGAAGGCCCCUUUGCCGGCAGCUUUCCCACCAGGCUCAACAGCGGAACUCCAGAGCAAACACCUGCCACGGGGCGUCAAACCGGCACCGCCGGAGCUGGGCCGCAACGCCACGGCCACAGCCGGGGAUGCGCCCAAGGAGAACGGCCAGCUCUUUGCUGCGGCUCCCAAAGAGACUCCAGGGAAGCCGGUGGUGCUGCAGCCAGAGAGCAGGGUCAGCCAGCCUCCCAAAAAGAUCCUGUUGAAGAACAGCUUGCAGGCAGCUCGCUCCGCAUCACCAGCAGUCGAGGAGAGACCCGCGCUGGAUUUCAAAAGCGAGGGCUCUUCCUCGCAGAGCCUGGAUGAUGGGCUGCUAGUGAAUGCCCAGUACAUCCCGGCCCAGCAGCAAAGCAUGAAGCUUCACAAAGGCACCCGGAAUGUCAAGAUUUUGAAAAGCUCUGCCUUGAAACACAGGUCCCACCUUGCCAACGGGGUGGAAAACAGCUCACAGACCUUGCGGGAGAAAGCCAAACUGGUCGGCAAGAAGUGCCGCUUUCCUGAGGAGUUGGAUACAAAUAAGAAACUGAAAAAGCCCUCGUCGCGGGGGAAGAGAGGCAGCGGCUUGCCGAUGGAGCUGAGCCUCCCGGGCCGGCAGGCUGGCCUGCACAGAUCCGCCCUCCGCUCCCAUGGGCACGGCCGGGAGGUUGUGGUGGCCAAGCCCAAACACAAGCGUGCCGACUACCGCCGCUGGAAGUCCUCGGCGGAGAUCUCCUACGAGGAGGCCCUGCGGAGGGCGAGGAGGAACCGGCGGGAGGGCGUGGGGGUCUACUCACAGGUGCCGCUGCCCUAUGUCAGCCCCUACGCCUACGUGGCCAGCGACUCGGAGUACUCUGCCGAGUGCGAGUCCUUGUUCCACUCCACCGUGGUGGACACGAGCGAGGACGAGCAGAGCAACUACACCACAAACUGCUUUGGAGACAGCGAGUCAAGCCUGAGCGAGGUGGAGUUUGUAGGGGAGAGCACGACCACCAGCGACUCUGAUGAGAGCGGGGGCCUGAUUUGGUCCCAGUUUGUCCAGACGCUCCCCAUCCAGACAGUCACGGCGCCGGAGCUGCAUGAAAAUGCGGCCAAGGCCUUUGUCAAAAUCAAAGCCUCCCAUAACCUCAAGAAGAAGAUCCUCCGCUUUCGGUCAGGCUCCCUGAAGCUCAUGACGACCGUCUAGUGAGGUGACUUGGUGGAAUGUAUCUGCUUCUGCUUUCGGAAGCAAGGUGCUUUUUUUUGUACAUAUUUCCACAGAUUUUUUUUUUUUUUUAAACAAAUAUUUAAAACUUAAGGUAAAUUAUGUCACUUGUCUUCAGAACUUGGGUGGAUACUAGUGCCUUUUAUGUGGAAAUAAAAGACCGUUACACUUGUU
Hirundo rustica (Barn swallow) is the source of this 2714-nucleotide messenger RNA. RefSeq names its product dishevelled binding antagonist of beta catenin 1 (gene DACT1). Gene Ontology annotation, biological process: negative regulation of canonical Wnt signaling pathway; negative regulation of JNK cascade; regulation of Wnt signaling pathway, planar cell polarity pathway. The coding region runs from base 18 to 2522 and encodes 834 amino acids. Gene Ontology annotation, cellular component: cytoplasm. The record is from RefSeq and is a predicted model, not a curated record. The transcript has 4 exons. NCBI's taxonomy places the organism in Eukaryota, Metazoa, Chordata, Aves, Passeriformes, Hirundinidae.